AUGUCGAAGCAAGGCGCUCGUCAGCGCGAUCGACUGGUAGACAGGCUUUCAGAGCAGUAUUCAUCUUCCAAAUCUGGCUCUUCGUCGUCCGGAUUUACACGAAGAACCACUCGGAGAAAAAGCGUGUCGAGAGAAAUUGGUCAAAACCCGAAUGAUGGGAUCAAGCAGAAUAAGAAAGAAGGUUUUAAGAAAGCAGAGAGAAUAAAGCAAACUCCUUUACUUGACAAAGAUGUUGUGGAGACAGUAUAUAGUGCAAUGACCGGGCAAGUGCAGCGGUAUGCUAGUCGUUUUUGGCUUGAGCAAUUUGCUAAAUACGAGGAAGCGAAAUGUCCCGGAUCGCUUAAGACGGACAAGUUUGUGAGAUGCCUGAAUAAAUUAGGCAUCAAAUUUGAUAAAAGUGAACAGUAUGAGGCUCUCGCAGACUGUUUCAGAGUAAGCGGGGUAGAAAGAAUUGACAGUGACGGUGAUAACUCUAACCAGAAGGACAAAUCAACACAACUCGUCGAUUACAGUGCUUUUGUUGAUUUUGCUUGUAAUGUUCGGGAUUCGACAAAAUUGAGUGAAAUUGCAACAUCAAUGCGAAAAAGUAUAUCACAAUACGACGGUAAAAAACAGUCUUCGACUUCCUAUAAUAUGGCAACUGGUCUUGAAAAGCUCGACCGACACAAAAGAGGGUGGAUCACUUCAACACAGUUCAAGCGGGCUUUGCAGCGUGAAGAUCAAGGCCCACAAAUUCGCCUAUCCAAGAUGCAAAUAAAUAUGCUUGUAGAUCGAUUUGAAUACGAGUAUGAAAAUCAGCAACUAGGUAUUGACUAUUUGCAAUUUGCACGAUGGCUACAACCACUUCUUCAUCUUGAAUUGAAAAGUGUUCAUGAACGACUAAGAAUGCUCAUUGAAGAUGCACGCCUAAAGCAAGGCUGGAGUCUAGACGAGGUAUUUAGAGCUAUGGACGUUGACAAAGAUGGAGCCAUUGAUGAAGUCGAGCUGAAGGAAGCUCUUUUGGACAUGGGCUUACCACUAACAGACGCACAGAUUCGGUGCUUGGCCGACGAGUAUGACGUCGAUGGAGACGGCAAGAUACAAUGCAAAGAAUUUUUCUCAUUGUUUGCGUAUUCUGGUAAAAGUCAAGCUAGGACUCUAAAAAGACGAAAUGAUGACUUCAGUGACAUGGAAAGCAACAUGAUGUUAGACACAAAAAAGAGAGACAGGCAGAAGCGAAAUGUCCGUAAUUCGUUUAGCUGGGGUAUUAACAAGGCGUUUGCGCGAAAGCAAGCAUCAAAGAACAACAGAAAAAAGAGCCUGACUGACAAAAACUCAGCUAAAGAUGAAGACUUGGAGCUCUCAGAGGACACCAGUAGUGAAAUCGUGAGUCAAAGGAGGUCUGAGAGGAAGCAAAAAAGACUUUAUAGUACCGUUGACGAAGCAAUUGCUGACAGAGGAAUGAAGCAAAGACAUCUUCAAGAGGAAUCAAAUUCGUCAGACGAGGGCAAAAAGAAUAGUAGUUUAACCUCAGACGACCAAAGACAGCGGACAUUCACAGCAAAAAGCAUACGCAAAGGGAAUAGGAAACGAGCCGUUCAGCUAUCCUCAACCGAAAGUGAGCAAGAGGAUACAUAUCACAAGCAGAGAAGGACCCGGGCACACAGAACAAAGCGUAAUGACAGGAAAAGGUCGGCAACAUCUGAAAGUGACGACAAAACCAGAGAUCAAAAGAGCGGUAGCCUUAACACCCGUACGUUUAAUUCAUCCAAAAAACCUGGUAUGAAGAGCACCGACAGAAAAAAACAAGAUUUGCCAAAAAGCGUCCACAGCCAAAGUUUGGCUUUAAAGUCGCAAGAUCGAUCUCGCAGCCGCCGAAAACCGCCUCACAGGCAGACAACCCAUCUUCAUCGUUCGACGUCAAGUUUACAUCGAAGGCGUCAGACCAGUCCAUCUCGACCGGUGCGGCGGACAAGUAUGAUUUUAUCUGGUAGCGAUGCUGGUGGCAGCUCAGACAUAUCAAAUGAUAGAUUUGACUCGUCGUCCGGUCUGGAUGUUGCUCAACUGCGCCAUCGUCAGAAAGCAAAAGGCUUACGCAAAAUCCACCGCAAUAGUCAUGCCAAACAUACGCAAAAUAACACAGAAAAAAAAUCAGAUGAAUAUACCAUCAAAGAUAGCUUUGACAAUAAUACCGACUUAUACGAAGGAGAAGAAAGGAGUCUAUCGGAUGAAGAAUAUCAUAAACAUUUAAAGCGCUCUCUUCGCCGAGCAUUCGACUUCUUUGACUUAGACCAGACGUCCACGAUUGACAAGCGCGAGCUUGGUCACGUUUUACGAGCUUUGGGCCAUGAGUUUACAUCGAAAGAACUUGAAGUAGAGAUGGCGAACGCUGACUUGGAUCGAAAUGGGCAGCUUGACUUUUACGAAUUUGUUACAUUCGUCAAGAGUCAAAUCGCUCAGAAAACAUAUCUACUAUCACGACAACGCGAAAUGGAGAUCCGCCAAUCCUUCCAGUCGCUCGAUACCGAUAAGAAUGGGUCGUUGAACGAGCAGGAGUUUGAAUAUCUCAUUUAUAAGGUACUACAAGUAGAAUUGUCGAUCGAGGAGCAAAACGCACUUCUGGAUUUUAUCGAUAAGGAUGCUGAUGGUGUGAUUAGCGAAGAAGAGUUUAUUGUAUUUCUUAGGAAGCUAGAAACCUUGUAUUGCAAGUACAGCCAAAGAGGCAGUUUAAGGAAGCAGGAGGACUUUAUGGUUUCGCUUGAUACUCAUUCACAGCUGGCUUACUCUGCAAUGAAAAAGCUAGUCCGCGGUGCUCCAAUGGACAUCGAUCGAAGCUUGCUCAUGUUUUUUGGCAUUCCAUCCAAUUUUCGUCCAGCCAUAUCAUCUGCGGCUACAUGUCGUGCGCUUUAUGACAACACGAUGGAGCACGUUCUUUCAUUUCCCUCACCCCAAACCAUUGAAGCGCUAGCGCUGGACACCACGUUGAGCGAAAAAAAGUCUUGGUUUACGCCCAGCUGGCUGGAUACAAACAGUGAAGAGUUUCGCAUGUUGCAGAUCGCGGAAAGUGUCGAAGCUCAAGCGAUUGUUUCUCUGAAAAGAGCUGCUGGUGUGCCGAAGCCAUUCGACACAAGAGAAGACGACGUGAUGAAGCGCUGCGUCCAUGUGUGUCUUUUUCAAGAGCAAGAGAAAACUGCAAAUUCUCGAAAUCAGAAAUCAUCAAGACGUCAACAAAAUAGCAAACAAAAUUCUUGUGAUAAGAAGGUGACGGGUGCAGGUAUUGUGGUCGGAAAUGUGCACGAAAUCCCCGUCUAUUGGCAUCAAGGUGAAGAGGAUGUAUGGGAGUUUUCAAGGAAAUCUACGAAAGAGGAUAAAUACAAGUUUCUCGUGCGCACGAAUACAGUGAAUGACCACUUGUACUUGUUAGUGGAAUUUAUUAUUCACCUUAGGCUCAAUUCUGAUGAAAACCAGUCAAAAAACAAACGGUAUAAACAUUGGCAAGCAUGUAAAGACCAAAGAAGUGUUGGAGAUAUGAGGGUGGAGGAAGAAACUCGUGAAAUGGUGUGCUGUUGGUGCAAGAUUCCGGUUCGACAAUUGUUAGCAAAACGCUCGGAUAUAUUGCGUCAUAAGGAAAUAUUAUGGGGAGGUACUGCAAAUGCCCCGGUUGAUAUUGAGCAGGAUGAGCUUCUGCGUCGACGAACGGGGUGGCGAGCGCUCACUAAUAUGUUUACGAAGCCUUCCCCACCGAUUAUGGGUAUAAAAAGUGUGCCAAUUGAUCUUCUAUCUGACGAUCUGCAAAGUUUUGUACGGCAGAUGCCCCCGAUUGUGAUUGCACCAUUUGUGGCGCUCCCGAUUCUUGCCGAAUAUAUGAUUCUUGUGCGUAAAUCUCUCGCUUGUGUCGCUGGCUCUUCAUCAGUUGUUAUGUGCGAGCCUGCUCUCAAACUAUUACCAAAAAUCGUGGAUGACUACGCUGCGUUGUCAAUUUUCCGAAAGGCUUUUGACAUUGAAGUAGCCGGAAUAAAGUCUAGCGAGGAUCGUCGUUUGAAGUUUCAGCAGCUUGUGCUUCGCAUGUGGCCGUCAUUCGUGCACUGGCAAGAACAUAUCCCUCCUUCAAUCUUGUCAACUAAUGCAAAUCAGAGCCAGAACUCAACAAAUCUUGCUAAUCUUCCACCUAAUGAAAUCCUUACUGCUGCAAAUUCGGCUUCAAAUGAGGAGAAUCUUCAGAUAGACACUCAGAUGCGACUGAAAUUGUUGGAGACGACAGCAUCUGGCAAACUGCGAUUGCAAGAUAUUCACGUAGCCUCCACACCAUUUCACGUCCGCGAGGUAGCUUUUCGCCGCAUGUUGUAG
Molecule: messenger RNA, 4326 nt
Organism: Plasmopara halstedii
Lineage: Eukaryota; Oomycota; Peronosporomycetes; Peronosporales; Peronosporaceae
Product: camk protein kinase
Exons: 4
Coding region: 1-4326 (1441 amino acids)
Molecular function (GO): calcium ion binding
Source: RefSeq, a predicted model, not a curated record